Fusarium pseudograminearum CS3096 is the source of this 1440-nucleotide messenger RNA. RefSeq lists its product as uncharacterized. The record is from RefSeq and is a predicted model, not a curated record. Bases 1 to 1440 code for a protein of 479 amino acids. The transcript has a single exon. Lineage: Eukaryota; Fungi; Ascomycota; Sordariomycetes; Hypocreales; Nectriaceae.
AUGGGUCGGCCGAAGCCUCGCCGCGCGUUAAGCGCGAGUCGGUUUCAGGAGGGCUCCAUGAACGACAGGACCUCUGCUGCACCUCCGGUUCAGUUUCUGGGUCCUGAAGAGCUCGCCGCCCUUGAGCGACCUGCUCUUACAUACGCCAAGUCCAACAAUGCCCGGCCCAUGAGCGACGACUUCUCCGACAAGCAGGUCAAGAAGGGAAGACUUCUCGGUCAAGUUUGGGACGAAGUUCGAGGUCGAUUGGGAUUUAGAAAGGACAAUGAAGAUGACAGAGGAUUGAGGAAGAGGUCGCGGAGUCGCAAGCGGGACCAAGAUGACCAGCGUGGAAGAGAGAGGGAGAGAGAAGACAUCCAAAUGACGGACAUGCCAGACUCAAGAAACAAUCUUGAUCCUCCAAGGGACGACAUGCCCAGUCGAGAAGAGAUAUUGGCCAAUUAUCACCAUCUGAUGGCCUCCGGCUUCUUCACUUCUCAUGCUAUCCAGUCUACUCGCCAGCCACCACCUGGCGCUGUCCAGCAAGCAGCUCAGCAAAUCGCCGCACCUCCGGCUGAUCUUAUGGAUGCUCUAUCUCGAACUCCCACGUCUCAAGGUACAGCUCCUCCACCACCUACGCCACCUGUAGAGCCCAGGUCACCAUUGAGGGCCAAGUUUCCCCUCAAGCUGCAGUCACCUCCAGGCAAUCCAGGAGCUGCCACAUAUGAAGAGCUCGUUGCUUCUGGAUUCUUCACACCUCCACUUUCCGCAGGUGCCUCGUCGCCAACCCCCUUCGGUGCCGCCCCUUCCCCGGCAGUACCUACUGGCAUAGUGUCAAAGGAUCACCUUCACCCACCUCGACAGACUAGAGGCUCACGAACAGGGACUCCAUCGGCUUCUUGCACGACCUCUCCUAUCCAGUCGCCAGCGAGUGUUUCAUCUAGGGGAACUAAGCGAGCUGCAGCAGAUUCCAACUCGGACGCCGAAGCAGGAAUUGGCGCUCGCGAUUCUCCUACCCCGAAGAAGAAGUUGCGCAAGACUUCUUCUCGAGAUAUUGGCUUGCAUAGCCUACGAAACGUUGCAUCUCGUCGUAGUCUUUUGUCCUCACGACGCAGUGUAUCGGGACCCCAUGGAGCUGGUGCUGGUAAAGACUAUAACAAGCUUGCCCGCCGUGUCCUUGGACGUCUACCCGGCGCUGGCGGUCGGAGUUCUUUUGACUUAGACCGCCGAGUAGGUUCUCGACCUGGCUCUGCUGCUAGAAACAGCACCGAAGAGUCCAGAUCGCCACUGCAGGAGGUUCAAUACGCCCGAGUGCUACGUUCGCGCAAGAUCGCCGCAGAAGAGCCUCACACAACAUUGAACGGAAACAAAGGCAUCCCCGUGGUGCCCGACAUUCCCGACAAGUUUGCCUUACACGACAACACUGAGAACCUUGUUCCGGCAAUGCGAUCUCGUUAUUAG